CUUCCAUUCCAUUCAUAUAUGCCCCCAAAUUCAUCUGCAACUGCUCCAGAAAACACAGAUAAUUUGAGUGGAUGAUUAUUGAUUAGGAAACAGAAAGUUAUGCAUAUGCUUUCAUCAUCGCAUCGCACUCCCUCAAACAGUCAGCAUGCAAACUACCUGAUUGAUCUCCCUCGCAGUUUAUGAUACUUUGGCUUAGCUGUAUGGGCUGUUGCAUCAAUUAGGUUACGUGGGUCUUGCAGUUCGUGUGAGUGACCUUCACAGUGCAAAACCUUCAUGUCAUUGUUGAUUUCUUUUGCUUGAAAAGAUAUAUGUCUUUGUUGUUUGUUGAUGCGAAUGCUGGUGGUCAAAACUACCUGCACUUUAAAUUUCCGCAUCACGACACCACGUUACAUGACAAACCCAUUACAUUGUAGCUAGCUACCAAGCUCGUAGAAGACUGAAUACGUUACACCCUUUACACAAUAUAAUUAUUAUUCCUCCUUUCUAGUAGAGUGGUUAGAGCAGUUGCAGAAAAGGAAUGGAACCCUUUAUUCCUCCCUAUAUAUCAACAUUACCAAAUCCAACCCACCUGCAGGCUGCAGCCACCACCCCCAAACUCCCAAUAUUUAUCACUCAAUCCAUCCGUCAUAUAGCCAGAAAAACAAUGAAGGAGAAGGACUCCUCCUCUAAGCCCACGUGGCGCCCUCUCACGGCGAAAUCGUGCUGCGCGGUCAACGAAGGCGACACCCUGUUCUGCGGCAACUUCAGCCGGUGCCGGCCGUCACGGUCGGAAUUCUCGAAGAACGUGGCCCCGCUGCCGUCGUUCAGGAAGCUGUCGUUCUCCGACGUCAGCAGGUCGUCGUCGGUGAGGAUAGCGGAGGAUCUGGCCCAGUCGUUCGGGCCGGACCUCUACGACUUCCAGCUCAGCGAGCUGCGGGCCGUUACCCAGAACUUCUCGGCCCAUUUCUUGUUAGGGGAAGGCGGGUUCGGGCGGGUGCAUAAGGGGUACGUGGACGAGAGCUUGCGGCAUGGGCUUAAGGCCCAACCUGUUGCUGUGAAGCUCCUCGACAUUGAAGGCCUCCAAGGCCACCGUGAAUGGCUAGCAGAAGUGAUAUUUCUAGGGCAGCUUCGACACCCAAACUUGGUGAAGCUGAUAGGGUACUGCUGCGAGGAGGAAGACCGUCUGUUGGUCUACGAGUUCAUGCCCCGGGGCAGUUUGGAGAAUCAUUUGUUCAGAAGAUUAUCAAUGACGUUGCCAUGGGGAACAAGAUUGAAGAUAGCGAUCGGCGCAGCCAAGGGCUUGGCCUUCUUGCACGGUGCCGAAAGUCCGGUGAUCUAUCGCGACUUCAAAACCUCCAACGUCCUUCUUGACUCCGAUUUCACGGCGAAGCUGUCAGAUUUUGGGCUGGCGACGAUGGGCCCAGAAGGAUCAAAAUCCCACGUCACCACCCGGGUGAUGGGAACCUACGGCUACGCAGCGCCCGAGUACGUCUCCACGGGCCACUUGACGACCAAGAGCGACGUCUACAGCUUCGGCGUCGUUUUGCUGGAGCUGCUCACGGGGAGGCGGGCCAUGGACAAGUCGAGGCCCAAGCCCGAGCUGAACUUGAUCGACUGGGCCAAGCCAUACCUCAGCGGAGGGAGCAGCAGGCGGCUCCGCUACAUCGUGGACCCGAGAUUUGCCGGGCAGUACUCGGUGAAAGGGGCCAGGCUGCUGGCCCAUCUGGCGGCCCAGUGCGUGAGCUUGAACCCAAAGGACAGGCCCAAAAUGCCGGCCGUCGUCGAUGCUCUCGUAGCUCUCCAGCAGUACGGCGACAUGGCUGUGAGCUGCGGUCAGUGGCCGCCGUCGGCCAAGUCUUCCUCCAGGUUUGGGGCUUCCCCUAAUACCAAAGGUAGGAGGAUGGUCGACGGCAGCCGAGGUUCUGGCUACCGGAAAUCGGCUCCGGCCGCCGCCACGGCGAAGAAGGUGUAGCAAGGGCUGGUUUUGGGUUCGAGGGGAGUGGUGUCAAAGUGUAAAUUAUGGUACUUAAUUUGUGUCUUAGUUCUUGCGUGAUCCUCCUACUUCUGCUUUGUAAAUAUGUAUGGAGGUACUUAUUUGUAUAUGUACGUGUAUGUGGCUUGUAUUUUGGGUUUUGGCAUUUCGAGUGCAAAUUAUGAUCAGCCAUAUAUCAUGAAAAUUUAGCAGUAAUGUUGGUUGAUCAAUUUAUUUUCUUGACCAACUUUUGCUUCAACUUUCUAGAGAUUUUAAGUAAAUAUAGUUUUACUAUUAUUACAAGUGGUCUUACUACCAUUAUAACUUAUAAGUGUGGUCUUGCUACCAUCUUAUGUAGGGGUGCAAUGGUUUGGGCUCGGUCCGAUCGGGAUGAAAUUCACGAGACUCGCGGUUCAAUAGUGAAAGACAUUUUAGGAUCAAAGACUGAACCAACAUUGUAUUCGUUGGUUUGGUCUAGUAUAUAAAUCAAUUCGGUACAUUUUCUCCAGUUUGAUAAAAUUUUCAAAACCAACGCCCGAAUCACAUGAUUUUGCGAUCCUAUAUGUCUCGAUCCAACCGUCAUUUUAAUCCGACCACAUAGUACAAACCAAAAUUUUGCAUACCGUUAAGUUUAGGAAGUUUUGUGAUGGUUAUAACUUAUAAGUCAUGUUCUACUUUGUGAGAUUUAGGGAUGGCAAUGGGUCGGGUUGGGGCGGGUUUUGUCAAACCCAAACCCAAGCCCAUGGGUUUAUCCGCCAAAAAAAUUCGGGGUAAAACCCGUUGGGUUUGAAAAACUCAAACCCAACCCGCUGGGUAUCCGCGAGUUCAUGUACCCGUGGGUUUUUGUGGUAAAAAAUUUACAAUAACAAGUUUCUUUCAAAAUAAAAGUUUAACAUCAAU
Molecule: messenger RNA, 2851 nt
Organism: Linum trigynum
Lineage: Eukaryota; Viridiplantae; Streptophyta; Magnoliopsida; Malpighiales; Linaceae
Source: the annotation of a GenBank genome assembly